AUGAAUUCGAUGACUUCAGCAGGCCCCAAGGCCAGUUCUGUGUUUGUGGCGGCACCCCCCAGCACACACGCUGCGAUCCCAGGGAGCAUGUCCCAGGUGCCCCUAUAUCCACACAGCCAGCCCCAAGUCCACCAAAUUCCUGGGAGCCAACCUGGCUUACAGCCGCCUGUGUAUGUCCUACCAGCCCAAACAACCUUGAAAGAGGGCAAAGUCUUAGGGGCCCUCCAGAUCGUGAUAGGGAUGGUACACAUCUGCCUCGCUUUCAUCCUCUUAACUUCCGUGGCUGGGCAAUAUGCAGCUGUCUCAUUUGUUGGAGGCUAUCCCUUCUGGGGAGGCAUCACGUUCAUCAUUACAGGAUCCCUCUCAGUGGCAUCAGAGCAGCAGCCAAACUCUCCUUGCCUGCUUAAGGGUAGCUUCAGCAUGAACAUCCUCAGUGGGAUCUUUUGUGUUAUUGGAAUCAUCCUCUUCCUCGUAGAAUUGAUUCUCAACUCUGAGUAUAUGCCAGUCAACUACAAUAAGUGGGGUGUGGUGAGUAUCCCUAUCCCUGGAAAAGCUACCUCCAGCGUGCUGCUCAUCUUCAGCCUCCUGGAGCUCUGCAUUGCCUCCACAGGGGCCCACUUUGGCCGCCAGCUGGUCUCCUCUCCAAUCAACAAUGGGCCUGCGAUCUUCCAAAGCGUCUGCGUAGCAAAUCCAGUGGCCAACCCAGAGCCAGUAAACGUGCCACCUGUUUAUCCAAGCGUGGAUCAUAUUAGAGAAAGCAACUCGGAACACACUUUACGCUUCUCAAUAGAGGUGACACCAGCCACCUGCCAUGCUGAAAUCAGCAAUGAAUAA
Messenger RNA from Pteronotus mesoamericanus, 834 nucleotides. RefSeq names its product membrane-spanning 4-domains subfamily A member 8-like. Gene Ontology annotation, cellular component: membrane. The record is from RefSeq and is a predicted model, not a curated record. Lineage: Eukaryota; Metazoa; Chordata; Mammalia; Chiroptera; Mormoopidae. The transcript is spliced from 7 exons. Bases 1 to 834 code for a protein of 277 amino acids.